Zootermopsis nevadensis is the source of this 2683-nucleotide messenger RNA. Its product is annotated as thyroglobulin. Gene Ontology annotation, cellular component: basement membrane. The record is from RefSeq and is a predicted model, not a curated record. Gene Ontology annotation, biological process: cell-matrix adhesion. Lineage: Eukaryota; Metazoa; Arthropoda; Insecta; Blattodea; Termopsidae.
AAGGUAAGUGAUAGAGGGCACAUGGCAUGGUAUCUUUCCUAACCUCUAAAGUGUGAUACUACCUUCAUGUCAUAGGACGGUGACAACGAAUAGGAGACAGCUUGUCAGAGUGAAGUAAAAUGUAGACUAGCAUGUCCAGGGUAGUUGAGAAGAUUUUAUAAUAAUCCUGAAAAUGAAUGAAUUUUGGUGUUACGGUGAAGCUGUAUAACAGGUCCAGUAAGCUGAUAGUGGAUUUUGAAUCUGCUUUCAAGAAACAAUCGUGCCUUGGGUUUGUGCAUAUGUACUGUAUGUGGAUGGUGAUUUAGGUGUGGUUCCUGUUUAUUAGCAAAAUAACAUUUGUCCUUCCUUUCCAAACUUGUCAUACAUAGCCUUUGGAUUUUGGAUUUCAGAAACUUCUUUAUUGACUACACUACCUUUUGAUUGGUACAGUAGUAUCCAUCAGUAAACAUCUCCCUCCUGCUGUCAUACCAUAUUAUGAGAUUUGUUGAACAGUAUCAUUACAAUACUGUUAUGGGUAAUGGGUGUAGUUUUGCCGUCUGUAAUAUUUUUAUUUCCAAAAUGUUUGAUGACUGAAAACUGAUGUCAUUGAACUUGUCUGUUUUCUGGGGGAUGUGCCAUGUAGACUGGUAGAAGUUUACUAAGAUUUCAGAUAUGCUUACUUCCUCCAUCGUCAGGGUGGUGACGUGAGUCAUUUUCAUACUUGCCACCAUGAGAACCUGAAAUGUCACCUGUGGUAUCAUUGUCAGAAAUAGAACAUUCAUGUAAAACUCCUAUCACAUCCGGUUGUAAAGAUUAUGUGUUAUUCAUGAUAAGCUACAAAUGUUAUCUUUUCCAGAUAAGUUAAGUUUGAAGCUUAUCUUUAAACAGUAUAUGUACACAAGUUUGACAUCAGUAACUUUGUUGAUUGCGUCAAGAAGGAAGACUUUACCAGAACAAAGAUUAUUCUGGCGUUUGUAAAAUAAAUGUGUGUGUUUUUGGCCGUAUGUUAUUUUAUACAAAGUGCAUAAUAUGAACAUAUGAUGGGCAGGUCAUGUCUGUCCCCAUGUUUUAUCAUCAAAACUGCUGAUCUGAAAUUUUCUCAGAAACAACAAGAAUGUAACAUAAAUGACAGAUAGGUUGAAGAUGGGGUUGGCAGUGGCAGUAAUAUUCAUGAUGGCACUUGUAAUCCAUUCAAUAUGUGCACAAACUGUAGAUCUCCUUUGCACGGAACAAUUUUGUAUGGAACAAACAACGCAGUUCCCAUGCAAUGAAUUGCCAGAUGAAUGUAGCGACUCCAGUACAAUGAAUGGCAUCAUAUUGCCAGAUCCUUCACUUUGUAACUGCUGUGAUUAUUGUAUUGUCUACUUGGAAGAAGGGGAUGACUGUGUUCUUAAUGGUCAAGGACAGCCUGUACAUGAAGCAGUAUGUGGGCCAGGAUUAUGGUGCAUGAAGGAAAGUGACAGUGAUUCUGCUGCCUGUGUCCCACUUAUUUCAGAUUGUACAAAUGAACAAAGAGAUUAUGACCAGGCUAGAGAAAAUGGGUCAUUGGGGUUUACACGAGUGCGUCCUCUAUGCGAUGAGAGAGGGGAUUACCUGCCAGCUCAUUGCAUUGGUGGUUCAGUUUGUUACUGCGUAAAUCCUCAAGGAGAAAGGAUAUUUGGAGAACAAGUGUAUUCAGCCUCUAGCUUACGAGAGACCAUGACUUGCGAAUGUUCACUGGCAGCUUGGAAAGCUGAACAGCUUGCCACAGAAAUGGAAGUGUAUUUAGAACCAAUACAUUGCCUUGAGGAUGGAAGUUAUGACCCACUGCAAUGCAAUGAUGGCAUGUGUAGAUGUCUUCUGACAGGAUCAAAUAUACCCAGUGCUGACUAUCCUGUUCAUGAAAUUAACAUUAUGGAGGAUAACCCAGUGUGCUUUGACCAUCGGAUACAUCAGACUGGCAAGUACAAGCGAGAGUGUGAAGAAAAAGCAUCUAAAAUUAUGCAAGACAGAAUAAAUCUACUGUCUGAAGGCAUCUUCCCUGUGGGUCUGCGCUUACCAAAUUGCCAGUAUGAUGGCCGGUACAACAGAGUUAAAGUCACAGAUACAGAGAAGAUUUGUGUAGAUCCAGAUGGAAACAGCCUAGGAUACAGUGUACUGCGUAACAACACAUUAUCUAAUGGGAUGGACUGCAAUUGUGCAAGAACAAGUUUUUUAUUGAAGCAAGUAGGUGAGACAGAGUUGCCCAUUUGCUGUGACAAUGGAAAUUUUAGAAGAAUGCAGUGUCGCCGUGGUCUGUGUUAUUGUGUUGAUUGUAAUGGCAACCAGCUGGGAAUUGAAUUGGAUGAGGCAAUUAAGGACGAGCUGAAGUGUGAUGAUUCCUGUAGCAUAUGUGAGAAGCCAAAACAAGAAUUGAAAAAACAAAGCUCCAUAUUCAAAUGGAAUUCAUUAGAGAGUGAGGAAAUAUCCCUGUAUAACUUUUAAUUAAUUUUUAAAUGUGUUUUAUGACCUGAUUACAGGACUCUGUGGAUUUAGGCCAGAAUUUUCCAUCAUUUGUGCUUCUUCUGUUCUUGUUUUGUCUCCAACAUAUCUGCAUUUCACUGUCAUAUUUGAGCACUAGUUUAACUAAUAUAUUAUAUAAUUUCUAAUAUUGACUCCUUUACAUUACCAAAAUGUUUGUAAAUUAUUCCUUUAUAAUAAUUAAAGCAUCCUUAUUUAUACAUAA